This is a messenger RNA of Penicillium roqueforti, 1677 nucleotides long. RefSeq lists its product as uncharacterized. Lineage: Eukaryota; Fungi; Ascomycota; Eurotiomycetes; Eurotiales; Aspergillaceae. The transcript is spliced from 2 exons. The record is from RefSeq and is a predicted model, not a curated record. Bases 1 to 1677 code for a protein of 558 amino acids.
AUGCAUGUCCCACCAACAGUGAAACUCGACACCAGAGCACACCUCCCCCAGAACUCAGAUAUACAGGAAACUUUCAACCCCGGGAGGAUCCGCCGACGAGCUUCACAGGGGUCUCUCCGAACAAGACCGUCACCGGUCUCUCGCUUUCUCUCCAAGAGUAGCGUGGCCGUGAACUUCCCAUCGUGGGAUCAACGGUCCUCGCCUAGUUCACCAGGUUCGCCGUACCGUUUGGAUUCUCGCACUCGGUCGGUCGACUCUCGUCUUCGUCUUUCAACCACCGUGUCUCGCGGGCCGAGGCCUUUGGCUCCGUCGCCGUCUUGGAACGCGCAUUAUCAGGAAUACCCCGCUAUAUUACCCCCCACGCCGCCGGAAGAGGAUAUCCACGUUGCGUGGAAUCCCAAGUCCGAGAUGAUGUUGUUUGACGCGCACUCCCACCAUCCGAGGUCUAUGGCUAUGAUGGACGAUAACCAGAGCGUGGACAAUUCCUCCGCGACCGGUGCUUCGGACACAUUCAGCAGCCCAUCAGAUGGGAGAUCCUCCAGCUCUGGAGGCAGCCCUGGGCCCCACGAUGAUAUGGACUGCCAGCAGGACAUUGGCUCAUGGCUGGAUCAUGGUAUCAACUUGACUGCUUCAUCACUUGCCCUUUGCAAGACAGGCGGCGAGGCCGUCAAAAUCGUUUCCCAGACUCUUCCAUACCCUAGGACAUCUGAUCAGGCAGCGUCAGUACCGAAAACCGACAGUGUUUUUACCUCUAUGGUCCAGGCAGUUCACAACCACUUGCAACCUGGCCAAUCACCCUAUAUCAACGUCACCCACGCAGUACCGGAGCAAUUCAGCCUUUCGAAUCUGCCUCACUCUCCUCCUAGCACUCCUCGUUCUCCGACUGCCGCCGAGGAAUACUUCAACGCCACGGUUUUCUCCAGUGCGGCAGUUGUGGGUGCUUACCAUGACUACAGUGGACCCCUCCAACGGCAAAUGUCCCACGCUCCGAUGCCCAUUGUCCCCCCUCGCAGCGUUCACAUCUCAGUCCUCGAGCGCUAUCUCCCUCCAACCUCUGCCCAAGAGUACCGUGAUUUGUUUUGCCGUACCCGUCCGUCUUUCCUCGUUGAUCGUCUGAGUGAGCUAUCACCGAAUGGCGGCUCCCUCCUCUUCGUGUACCCGACCAAGAAAGGUGCAUCAACCUUCAAGUCCCAAUACUUGGGCCCCAUCCUCGACCCCCUUCUCCGCCAACUCGUGGUGGUGAAUGAGUUGUCCGCAGACGUGAGCCGCUACCUCGGCAAGCUCUCAUCCGUCUCCCAGAUGGACGACUUCGCCACCAUGAAGGCGAACAUCGUGGCGCUCUGUGAAUCAUUGAGCGACAACGAUUCAUCUUCCCGGUUUCACGUGACCGAUGCAGGCCGCGGAGACACCCACCUCGACCGCAAUCUCUGGGCCGAAUGGUUCAUCCACCAGGAAAAGCCCCGCAUGAAGGAACUCCUCAAUCUGUACUGGCAAAACGGCCGCCGUGCAUCUAAGAGGACAAGCUCCGGUUGCUCCAUGAUGGGCAAUAAAGAAGUCACACCUUCCGGGCUCCUAAGUGAAAUCUGCGACGGCAUCCGCAAACGACGCUAUAACGAGGACAACGAGCCUCGUGAUGGUAUCGAGCUUGGUGUCUUUGUGAUUCGUCGAACGAAUUAG